Hydractinia symbiolongicarpus is the source of this 4217-nucleotide messenger RNA. RefSeq names its product calcium-dependent protein kinase 3-like. NCBI's taxonomy places the organism in Eukaryota, Metazoa, Cnidaria, Hydrozoa, Anthoathecata, Hydractiniidae. The record is from RefSeq and is a predicted model, not a curated record. The transcript is spliced from 2 exons. Gene Ontology annotation, molecular function: RNA endonuclease activity; cysteine-type endopeptidase activity; ATP binding. Gene Ontology annotation, biological process: IRE1-mediated unfolded protein response; protein phosphorylation; proteolysis. Bases 1336 to 3315 code for a protein of 659 amino acids. Gene Ontology annotation, cellular component: IRE1-TRAF2-ASK1 complex.
UCCUCCAGGCUGCUAUCAAAGUUAUUUUCUUGUAUGCCUGACCAAUAAAACGCCGACAUAAUUUUUUAUUCAUACAAAUUUAUUGUGUCGCCACGAUAUUUUUGUAUCGGGAUAAUUCUGUGCAAAUAGAAAAGAACAUUAACAAGUCCAUGGUUGUUAGAACACACCCAAUGUAUUAGUCAAAACAUCCCAACAUUCCAACUUUUAUUCCGUACCCUACCACAACAUGUAGUAACCAUGAAAAUAUUUGUAGAGGAAAAUAUAGAAAAACGAAACUGCAAUUAAUAUUUAUUUAUACUGGUAUUUUUAAAUUAUUAAUAACUUAACUUAACUAUACUCAAACAAAUUGUAAGGGGGUCACGCUUUUCAUUGUUAAUACAUUAUCACCACCUAUUAAAAGCACACACUAUUUCUCUUUUAUGUCACAUAACCCCCUUUUAUCUGUAGGUAUUCUUGCAAACUUUAAUUUUUAUUGUCAUUGUAAUCCGGGGGUGUAAUGUUACUUAAUUUUUUUGACAAAAAGCUUUGUGGCAUUGGUUUAUAAGUUUUUUAUUUUUAAUUUUAUUUGCUUUUUUAUUACAGUUUUCGUCGAUAUUUUCAAUUUUUAUGUGUUUUAUAAGCAUAUUUCAAUAAAAGAUAAAAUAUUGCAUUUACCCCCGUGUCGUUCAGUUUACUUAAGUGUAUGGUAAAGCCAGCCCGAGCUAAUCCUGAAGAAAGUGAUAGUAGUGAAGGAUGGCAAAUAUUUGAUUAUUUGUAAAUAAGUUUAAAGUAAUUUUUUUGAUGCAUUUUUUGAACAGAUAUAUUUUUACGGCUACACGAAAACGUUCUCGGUGAGAUACGUUGUCAAUUUUACUGUAUUGAUAUGGAUGAAGAAAGGAUAAGAGAGAAGGAAAUAAACAAUUACAUGAAAUUGGUGUACACUUUAAAGAAAUUCGGAACUGAGGCUGUUUUCGAACUUUUUUAUCGAAAGUUUCCAAGGGAUGGUAGAGAAUGCUAUCAAAAAAUUGAGCCAUGUUUGGGAAGUCUCAAAAAGCAGAUUGAAGGCCGUGCUCGUAAAAUUCUUGGUAUGAGAAAUAAAAAUGUUGAUUUGGAAAAUAUAAAUCUGUCAUUAGCUGUUACCAUUUUCACGACGGUGUAUCCAGAUGACUUACUCGUUAAACCAUUGCAAAAUAUAAAACAUUUAGCAAACUACGUUACUAAUGAUUUUAAGGAGCAACAAACGUUAACAGACAAAAUUUUUGAAGAAAAGUUUUCGCAACUAAAACUCGAUUUAGUAGCCCUUGGUGUAAGUGGAAAACAGUCAACGAAGUUCGGGACAUAAAGUUGUCUGAAGAAAUGAUUAAAAGUAUCAAAGAACAUAUAAAGAAAGAAAUAAUGGACGAGUUAAAUCUCGAAAGUCUUGGGAUAGAAGACCAACCGUCAUCGCCAUUUAAUACAUUGGCUAUUGUGAGUUCAGACACAUCAAUUAAAGUUGAAUAUGCGUUUACUGAAAACUUUAAAAUCAAGAAUCAGCAAGAUAUUGUGAGCGUAAAAGAAAAGGAGGAAUGCAAUGAUAUAGUUUUUAAAAAGGUGGCAUCACCAUAUCAUCAAAAACUUGCAGAAAGUUUCAAAAGUUAUCUUAUUAGCGGAGAGAAAGAUAAAGUUAAAAGAAUUGACACAGUAACAUUCAUUAAAACUAAAGAGUUUAUGUUAUGGCCAAGAAAUGGCAGCGUCCACCAUAGUAAAUCUUCUAGUCAAAAUCUACUAACAAAGAUAUACCUAGGCUACCAGCACGGCUUAGGUUGGGUAGCUGUCAAACAAUGUCUCAAACAAGAAAAAGUCACUAAUAUUAUAGAAGAAAACUUUUGCUGGCCUUACACUUUCCAGAAUAUUUUGUAUUUUACAAAUGUUAACAAGGAACACGAUGAAGACUUCAAUUAUCUGGCGAUGGAACUUUGUGAUGAAACGCUCGCUGAAUACAUAAAAAAGAAUCUCGAGGAGAGAAAGAAAGUCGAAAUGGCGAUCACCUUAUUAAGAGCAAUAGAGUAUCUUCAUAGUAAAGGUAUUGUGCACCGAGACAUCAAGCCCUCGAAUAUUCUUUUUGUAAACAAGACCCUGAAAGUGGCAGACUUUGGAAUUAGCCGUCAAAUAAAUCCUGAUGCAACAUAUAGAACAACUAAUGCAGGAACAUUAGAUUAUCAAGCACCUGAUCUUAUUGGCGAAGAAGGCAAUGUUCGUGUUGAAUUUAAGCAUGAUGUGUACAGCGUUUUGGUUAUCAUGUUUUAUAUAUUUACUGAUGGAGAACAUCCAUUUCACUUUGAUGUUGACCGAUGUUUGAAGAACAAAGAAAGAAAGAAAAGGAUCAAAGGCUUAGAUUUUCGUUACGAAAAGCCUAUAAAUAAGAAAAUAGAAAACCAACUAAAGCAGUUCUUGUUACGCCAUGUUGCAUCACUUGUGAAGAAUGGCGAAGCCGUGACAUUGAAGGAAAUAAUCUCAUUUUUUCAAAAACAUACCAAAACAAAUCCUUAUUGCACCACUUUAAUGAAGGAAUCUACAUCAGCAGUUUCAUGUAAGCGCUACGCUAUAUUACUAUCCUUCACUACUGAAACUGAGCAAAAGAAACAUUUUCUAGAAACUGAAAAGAAUGUUAAAGAAAGAAAGUUCGAUGAAGCUACUUUAAAUGUAGUAUUUAGGGAAUCUGUGGCAGAAGGAGCAUUAUCCUCCCCAGUCGCCGAUGUAACGCUCAUGCGUAAUGCUCUUGAAAGAUGCGGAUUUGACGCGUCACGGACGAAAGAUGACGCCUCUGUAAACGAUUUAAAGGCCAUGAUAGAGGACAUCGCAGAAGGAAAUCAAAAUCAAACAAUAUGUAUCUUUCUUCACAUUUCAGGUCAUGGGUUUCAUUGUAAAGAAAACGAUGAUACUUUUAUAAUAUUCAAAGAGUCGGAAUUUUUUGCAGUCAAUCAAAUUAUUCGCAUGAUCAUUACUACAAUUGGAGAUAAUAACCAGAUUAUUUUCACAAUAGAUGCAUGCAGGAAAAUAUCUUCCAUCGACCGACAAGAAUUGGACAAAAUUAACUUACCUCGCAAUGUAUGCAUUUUAUACAGCUGUGAAAAGGGUAAAGAUACUGCAGAUGCUGGUAUGUCAGCUAGCAUUAAAAGUAAAUUGUGUGAUGGUGCGAAUACAGCUCCAGCAAUUUUUUCGAGAGCAGUUUCAGACAACAUCACCUGUGGCGUGAGCGUAGAUUAUUUGUUCGAAAGAGUGAAAUCUAUUAUGGUAACAGAAGAUUCUUGCAUUGAUACACCUGAAAAGCAAGGGCAUGUUGAUUUUGUGUUUUAAACAGUGAGAAAAGAAUGCACGUCUGUUUCAAAUAAAAGACAAACAUUUUACACGAAACUUUUAAAUAUAGGAAAUCAUCCAUAUUAUAACAGGCAAAGGUAAUAGGUCUUUCAACGUACGUUAAUUAGAAGCACAAUUAAUUGACGAUGCAAUUAAUUUUUUAGAGGAAGAUUUCAGAUACUGGAAAACUGAUUUUUAAACUAAGUAAAUUAGAAUUAAUUUAUGGCAUAAUUAAUGAUGGAAUUAAAUUUUGUCGAGUAUAUUAUGCCGAGUAUUAUUUUCUUUGUUUUCUAAUAUAGCGGAAACGUUUGAAUAUUUUGCGUAUUAGCACAAUAGAUUUUUGAUGUGAUUCUCGUAUCUGAAUGCUUUCAACAAUACACACUGCCAGUCGUUUAAAGUACAUACUGUCUUCUCCAUGGAAAACUUCUUUUUUUACUUCAUACAACUGUGUCUUUUGCAUCGCACACCUUAAAGUAACAAUUAAAAAAAAAACUGUAUUUGAAGUAAUUUUUGUUCUUAUAUUUAUUGGACCUUUAGCGUACCUCAUGAAGAAAAAGUUGAAAAUAAUAUGAACAUGAAGUUUUCUAUUAAAUUCUAUCAAUAUUUUAAACUGAGAGUUCCCCUUUAUACACUGUAUUAUUGCAUCACAAACCUUAAUGAAACAAUUAAAAACGGUGUAUUUGAAGUAUAUUUUAUUCUUAUCUUUACUGGACCCUUGGCGUACCUCAUAGAGAAACAUGAAAUUUUUAAUUAAAUUCUAUUAAUAUUUUGACCUGGGAGUUCCCCUUUAUACACUGUAUUUGUUGUAAUAAAUGUUUUUAAUGUAUUAUCAGUCUUAUUAUCAGUCUUAAGUGUAUUUUGAAAACUAGAAUAUGUGUAAUAUACGGACCAGAUUUUUUUGA